AUGGGCAAUAAAAGUAACAAUCCUAUUGAUGAUGAUGAUGACGAUGAUGAGGAUGGAUAUGCAUAUCCUCCAGACAUGCACCCUGCGGAGAAAGAAGAUUACCUUGCUGCCAUUAGAGCGUCGAAGCAAGAAGAACGGUUUAGGCAAGGAGGAGUUUAUGGAAUAGGAAGCAAACGAUUUGCAGGGGGAGCAAGUGGUAGUAGUCAACCGCAAUAUCGUCACACUCAAAGCCUUCGAGACCCACUUCCAUCUCCUCCGAUACCAAUGCCACACUAG
Prunus armeniaca (apricot) is the source of this 276-nucleotide messenger RNA. Lineage: Eukaryota; Viridiplantae; Streptophyta; Magnoliopsida; Rosales; Rosaceae. The record is from the annotation of a GenBank genome assembly.